AUGACCCCGCUCAGAUCUGUUGACAAGUUCGUCGUGACCUUCUUGGUCGACAAUUGCAUAGAAUGGAUGACAAAGUUGCCUCCAGGGUUCACCCAUGAACUGCGAACACACUUGACGGAGCACAACCCGCCAAUCGACCCGCUGACAGGAACUCCGUUCAUAGACCUCGAACACUAUUGUUGUGGCGCACACGGCUUUUCUGCUCUCAUCGAGACGCAAAUCAAUGGUGAGAGCUCUCACUACACACUGUUUGACACGGGCCCGGAGUCGCUCUCCAUCGCGCGCAACGUCGCUGCGAUGCACACUCAGACGCACAAGAUCGACCGUGUCGUCCUCUCGCACUGGCACUCGGAUCAUAGCGGCGGGAUGCUUUCCUUCCUGCGCCUCCGCGCACAGGACGUACACGAGCACGCGAAGCAUGCAGCGCCGUGUGUCGUCGACCUUCACCCCAGCCGGCCGCUCGCGCGUGGCAUAUCCUCCCAAGGCAACGUCAUCGCGCGCCUCCCGCCGGACCCUACGUUCGAGCAGAUCAAGGCUGCCGGCGGCGUGCCGGAGACGCACGCCGAAGGACACGCGAUCGCAGGCGAGACGGUGUGGGUGAGCGGAGAGAUACCGCGUCUGACGGAGUUCGAGGACGGGCUGCCGGGUGGAGUCAGGUGGAUCGAGCAAGAGGACGGCAAAGGUGGAUGGGCCGAGGAGCAGCAUCUAAUGGACGAGCGGUAUGCUGCGAUCGAUGUGGCAGGCAAGGGUCUCAUCAUCUUCUCGGCGUGUUCGCAUGCCGGUAUCGUCAACGUGGUGAGAGACGCCGUUGUGACGUUCAAACGGCCGGUGUACAUGAUCAUCGGGGGCCUGCAUCUCGCAGGUUCGGACCUCGCACCACGCAUUGAGCCCACCGUGGACUUCUUGGCCAACCGACUGCGACCGGCGCCAACGUAUGUUUUACCUAUGCAUUGUUCGGGAUUCGCUGCGAAGAUAGCACUCGAGGCAGCCCUCGGUGAAGGGUGUGUGCCUGCCGGAGUGGGACACAAGGUAGAGGUAGAUGGCGAUCGCGAGGCGGAGAAGACGAUAUUCCCACCUUCGAUCCGGUAG
This is a messenger RNA of Postia placenta MAD-698-R-SB12, 1089 nucleotides long. RefSeq lists its product as hypothetical. The transcript is spliced from 7 exons. Gene Ontology annotation, molecular function: transferase activity. The coding region runs from base 1 to 1089 and encodes 362 amino acids. The record is from RefSeq and is a predicted model, not a curated record. Lineage: Eukaryota; Fungi; Basidiomycota; Agaricomycetes; Polyporales; Adustoporiaceae.